AUUAAAUCGUCAACGCGAGAAAGGACGGGCACGAACAGACACAUGGCAUACUGGUUCGGAGCCAUAGCCAUAUGGAUGAUAGGCAUUCUGCGCCAUGGCCGGCUCUACAACGCAUCCAAGUCAGCGAUCAAAGCAAGCAAGCAAGCACACCCCGGCGGCGCCAUCGGAAGCACGUUCUCGCAGCGCAAACGCAAACGAGGGGGGAAUAAGAGAGACGCUUGCCUCGGUACCGGAAUUAGCCUCGCACGGCGAAGGGACGGCAGGUAAGUUGGGGGAACUGGGCAGCAAAAAGGCCAGGGCAUUAGUACUCUGGGCGGCUUUCACCGCUCAUGGAACGGGCGGCCUCCAGCGGGACGUGGUUGUGGGCUGCAGUAGGCUGGCGUGCACGGCGUCCGGUGUGACGAAAGGGAAAAAGAAGGUGCUGAGGACAAGGCCAGGGUGCGGGUCGCGGAAUGCUGAAAGGCAACCGGUCGCCUUGUUGCCUGCUGGUAUUACUUCUCUCGCAUUCGUGCGAUGGCCAUGUCGCAGACUGCGGCGUGGCUAUGCUCGCUAGUUGCCGUGCAUCAGAUGACGCGCGGAGGCACAGAGAACGCUUUUCAGCUCUCAGCCUGCCGUGCUCGAACUUUUCGCCCGCCCUUGUUCCUGCAGCGUCCCCGCACCGUGGGGGCCAGAUCUUUCUUUUCCUCACCUGGGGGCUACUAACUGGCAGAUCAUCCCGCUUCGGCCCCCCGUCACUACGUAUGGCAACCAGGU
Messenger RNA from Aplosporella prunicola CBS 121167, 753 nucleotides. RefSeq lists its product as uncharacterized. The coding region runs from base 95 to 553 and encodes 152 amino acids. The record is from RefSeq and is a predicted model, not a curated record. The transcript has a single exon. Lineage: Eukaryota; Fungi; Ascomycota; Dothideomycetes; Botryosphaeriales; Aplosporellaceae.